Messenger RNA from Polyodon spathula (Mississippi paddlefish), 8245 nucleotides. Its product is annotated as pecanex-like protein 3. The record is from RefSeq and is a predicted model, not a curated record. Lineage: Eukaryota; Metazoa; Chordata; Actinopteri; Acipenseriformes; Polyodontidae. Gene Ontology annotation, cellular component: membrane.
UCCACAGGAGGAGUUAGGGGGAGGGAAUGAGAGAGAAACAGGAAUUUUAAGAGGAAUUGAAACAAUGUAUUUAAAAAUAUCUACAUAGUAACGAGAACUGUGGACUUGUACAUAUUUAUUUUAAAACCACACCACUCCGGCCCGGACCACAGCUUUGGACUAAAAGGAGGAGGAGAACAAUUAAAAAAAAAAAAAAAAAAAAAAAAAAUAGUGUUUACCCGUGUGAGGGGGGAAAAAAAAAACCCUGAAGAAAACACUAUACCGAAGAGAAGGAGGAAGAAAGACAAGGCGACCUGAAGCAUGGGGUCUGGGGUGUGGAUAAUAUCCCUGUGAUUACAUUUAAACGCUGCCCCCACCACCUCCCCCCCUCCUCAAAUAAACACCAACACGGCAUCUCCCUCAGCUGCUCCGUGUUGAGAGCGGAGGGAAGGACCUCGGCUUUUUGAGCUGAAUAAUUGUAUAUAUAUAUUUAAUUUUGUCACUUGCUGACAGUCCAGUGUGCAGGAAGGAGUUUGGAAACUCGAUUGCAUGUGGAAACAGUCAGUUAUAUCAUUACAAACGGGGGCUGUGUUUCAAUGGGAUUACAGUAAUGCGCUGUGCCAGGCUAUGGGGUAUUUAAAAAAAAAAAAAGAACAUUUCUCUCUUCUAUUUUCUGCGAUUUUAUUUAUUUUAUUUUUUUUUUUUAAAUGCAAGCCGGUGUAAUUAAACAGCACGUUUGCAUCACAAAGAUCAUUAAAGCGCCCCGGGGGUUUAAAUAAAUGUUUUGUUGUUUUGUUUUUUUAAUAGGGAAACUACGUGAUCGAUUGGGGUACGGGUGUUUACAGUUUAUUAUUUUAAUUUUUCUAUGCUGUUAAAACUAGUUCUAUAUGCGCGGUAAUCCAAAGUCAUUUAAAAACACGUUUUAUAUUAUUUAUUUAAAAAAAAAAGAGGUCAAACGGGCAGGUAGAGUUGCAAUUUAAGCGGUGUGGAGUUUUAUUUCAGUGCAUGCUGUCGUCUCGGUGCUGCUGGCUGUUUCUAUUCUUUGUUUACUAAUAAUCUGCUUUAUAAUUUGUCAGUAAAUCGGUAACGGUGAGAGUUAGCUGACGGGCACAUUAAUAACACAAAACUAGCCCAUGCCUUUACUCCCCCGAGUCUAUCGCCAGCUUGACAAGCAGUGUCUUCUAGGGAGGUGGGUUAAGAAUUUGUCCGAUCCCUGUUUAUUUCCCCUGGUUUAUAACCAGCCACCUACACGCAAUGGAGUGCCCGACGUUGUAGCUGCAGGACCCGGCAGCCUCGUACCGACGGCGGGAACAAGUGUCGAGGGGCACCCCCGUCGACUUGGGGAAAGGAGGGAUGGGCUCGCAAGUGUUACAGAUACUGAGGCAAGGGGUGUGGGCCUCCCUCACCGGGGGUUGGUUCGUUGACCCCCAUCAGAGCACCUUCUCCAACUGCUUUCACCUCUACGUGUGGAUAUUUCUGCUGGCGUUCCCCCUUGUGCUGUACAUGGCUCUGCCCUCCAGUAUCCUGGUCUCUGGGGUGUACUGCCUGGUGGUAGCAGCCUUCUUCACAGCGGUCAAGGUGGCGAACUUCCGGCUCCACGCCAUGUUUGACCAGGGGGAUAUCGUGGAGAGGAGGCAGGACCCGUCGACGAGAGGCGAGGAGGGAGAGGGAGAGGGAGGAGCGCUGCACGACCGGAGCCAAACCAGGGAUGCGGGGGGAGGGGUGGAGAUGAUAGUCUUUCGGAAAGUCAGUUCCACACCACCAGUGCGCUGCAGCUCCCAGCAUUCCCUCUUCGGGUUAAACCAAGUCUCAGAGUUUCUGCCACGUCUGGAUGACGCCGGAGGCUCCAAAGAUAUCAGGGAUUUGAUAAGGGAGCAGGGCAGUAACAACAUGAUCGUCACCGCAGCAGACCGCGAGAUCCUCAAACACAGCUCUCUGGACUUCAUCGGUGGUGCCGGUGCGGUCCAGUCCAGUCAGUUGAGCUGCAUGCCUGCAGCUCUGGCUGGAGGGGAGUUCGUGGGGGCAACAGGGGGGUUCGGGAGUUCGGUGGCUUUCCCAGCCGUCCCUCCCUCCCCUUCCAGUCGGGGAGAAGAUGAGGAAGAAUUAUCGUCGUCCUCCCCUUCGGAUCCUUCCCAAAGCCUGGCCGCUGGGGAGCUGACCCUGACCCCGAGCAAAGGAGUCGGGGGCUACUCCCCUCUGGGACCCUCCGGGGAGUCGGAGAGCCUUGGGGACACCCCCCUGAGCCCCCUGAUCAAGAGCAGCCUGAGCGAGGAGAUGAACGAGAAGCUUCUGGGGCUGGGGCUCGGUGAGGGGGGGCGCUCGAGGGCCCACCUCUCCUCCAGCUCCGCAGUCCAGGACCCGUCCGCGGUGAAGGCGGCGGCGCCCAAAGCCGGCUCCACCGACAGCUGCUUCAGCGGGGGCACCGACAGAGAGACCCUGAGCACCGUCAGCAGCUUCCGGAGCGAGAAAACAGACUCCACCCAGCUGGAGAGCCCUUCCCUGGGGGGAAACCUCCGCCACGCAGCCCCUUCUGAGACCACGGAGCAGCAGAGUGACCCGCCUGCGGCCGUUGGUUUAGGGGGCAGCGACACGGACGACCUUUCUGACAGCGAGCUUCUCCGAUCCCCUGCCAGGGAGUUCCCCUUGGGACUGGACAACGCUGUGGUGAGGCGGAGCGAGAUGGGCACGACUCUAGAUCCCGCCUCGCCCUCCGGUAGCGGGGACUCUGGGGAGUUUGGACACAAGCCCAGGGUGCGGCAGACCAGCUCGGUCCCAGCUGCUCUCGGGCAAGGGUCUUCCGAACCUGCCCUGCCCGUGCCGUCCCCGUUCCUCCUGCCGGAGAGGAGCGAGAGCGAGAGGGAGGAGCAGCAGGUGGUUCGGCCCAAAGACCUCAAGCUGCUGCGCGGCGGGGCUGUGACCGGUCUGGGGCACAAGCCAGGUCGGAGGAAGGUGCCACGCAAACGGGGCGGGGUGGGCAGCAGUAGCUUCGACUGCAGCUCCUACCACCGCCACCAAAACCACAACCACCACAGAGACUAUAUCCCGGUGCGCAGCCUCCUGGGGUCCAAAGCCUACAGCGAGAGCCUGUUUGAGGACUCCAGCGACGACGACGAGGACGGCAGCGAAGGCAGCGACAUCAGCCGGGGCUCCAGCCUGGGCUCCCAGCGCCGCUACAGCUCCGACGAUGACGAUUCCAGCUCUUCCACUUCCUGUUACUCCCCUGACUCCGCCUCUGCCACCCAGGCCCCGCCCCCUCCUCAGCACCCGCUCCUCCCCAACCCCGCCCACCACCACCACCACCACCAACACCACAGAAAAGAGUCUGAUUCCACGCAUCAAAGAGGCGCCCAGCGGUCGGCCAGCACGGCCAGCGCGAAGACUCACGCUCGCGUCCUGAGCAUGGACGGAGGCGGGGAACCGCCCGCCCGCCCCCUGACGGUCUCCAAAUCGGACCUGGAGGCCCGCGCUGGGGGGAACUCAGACCCUUUCGCCGCUCGGCACCGGCUGGAGUCCCUGGGCAGCGUCUGGCCCGGGAAUCAGACAGGCUGGAGGGCUGGGGAGCUGCCAGAGGAGGGUGCUGUGGGGGGAGCCGCCGCCCCAGAAGAGGGGGCCGUCAAGCGAGACUCGGGGAGCAGCGUGAAGAGAAAGCAGGCGAUCCGAAGAAGACACAACGCAGGCAGCAACCCCACCCCCCCCCCCGCCCUCCCCAUGGGCUCCCCCCCCAGUCUGCAGGAUAUUCAGCGAGCUCGGACCUCCAGCCACUCUCGGGUGCUCACUCUCCCCUCGGCGCUGCAGUUCGCCUCCUCCCUGCUGCUCCCCCGCGGCGGUGUGCACGAGGCCUCCACCUUCGACGACACGACCGAGGGAGCUGUGCACUACUUCUACGAUGAGGGUGGUGUCCGUCGAUCUUACACCUUCGGUCCAGCAGGGGGAGGUUAUGAAGACCCAGUCCAGGAGCGUCAGUCCCAGUCCUCCAGCUUCACUUCCAACGACGUCCAGGAGGGGGCAGGGCAGGUGCUGUCGGUGCUGCAGCCUCGACCCGUGGUGCUGCAGGGUAUGCAGGUGCGCAGAGUCCCGCUGGAGGUACCCGAGCCCUCGCUGCUGCAGUUCGACUUGGAUCACGAGUCCCUGCAUGAGUCCCAGGAGAACACGCUGAUGAUCGAGCAGGAGAAGAGCAAGCUCAAGCCGUGCUACCGCUUCAGGGUCCUGCCGGGGAAGUGGAUCCGGGUGCGCUACGACCGUCUCGCCCUGCUAGCCCUGCUGGACAGGAACCGCAGCGUGGUGGAGAGCGUGCUGGCGGUGGCUCUGGCCAGUCUGGUCUCGUUCCUGGGGUACCUGCUUCUCCUCGAGGGCUUCUUCAGGGAUAUCUGGGUCUUCCAGUUCUGUUUGGUAAUCGCCAGCUGCCAGUACUCCCUGCUCAAGAGCGUUCAACCAGAUGCCGCCUCUCCUAUGCACGGUCACAACUGGAUCAUCGCGUACAGCCGGCCGGUCUAUUUCUGCCUGUGCUGUGUGCUGAUCUGGCUCUUCGACAUGGGGGGUAACUCCCAGAGCCAGCUCUCCGUCACCCUGUACGGGGUCACCUUCUUCUCCACGGGGUUCCUGCUGUGCGCGCGGGACCUGCUGAUCGUUUUCUUGCUCUGUUUUCCUGCCAUCUUCCUCUUCGGCCUCCUCCCUCAACUGAACACCUUCCUCAUGUGCCUGCUGGAGCAGGUGGACAUGCACCUCUUCGGGGGCUCAGCCACGACGAGCCCUUUCUCUGCUCUCUACAGUGUCCUGCGCAGUCUCCUAGUGGCGGCCCUGCUGUACGGAUUAUGCCUCGGAGCCAUCAAGGCUCCCUGGGAUGACCUCCACGUGCCUGUGCUGUUCUCUGUGUUCUGUGGGCUGCUCCUUGCUCUCUCCUACCACCUCAGCCGUCAAGGCAGUGACCCCACCGUGCUGUGGUCGCUGAUCCGGUCCAAGUUCUUUCCGGAGCUGGAAGUCCGAAGCCCAGAGGAUCCGACUGUGGAGAUCAAGGAUCCUCUUCCGGAAAAACUCCUCAGCUCUGUGAGAGAGAUUCUCCACUCUGAUCUGGUCAUGUGCACUGUGAUUGCAGUCAUCACCUUUGCUAUCAGUGCCAGCACUGUCUUCAUCGCACUGCAGCCCUGGCUCAGCUUGGUCCUCUACUCCCUGGCUGGGGUGCUGGGGUUCGUGACACACUACCUGCUUCCUCAGCUCCGCAAGCAGCUGCCCUGGUUCUGUUUUGCUCACCCUGUGCUGCGCUCGCGGGAGUACAGCCAGUUCGAGGUUCGAGACGCUGCCCAGCUCAUGUGGUAUGAGAAGGGGUACGCCUGGCUGCAGUGCAUCGAGAAGUACCUCAUCUACCCGGCCGUCAUCCUCAACUCUCUGACCACAGAGGCACGCGCUGUGAGCAGCCAGCCAGAGAAACUGGGAGUCUAUAGCCGCUCUCUGUUGAUCUCGAUGGCUGGGAUGAAGCUGCUCCGCUCCUCUUUCUGCUCCCCCUCCCAGCAGUACGUCACUCUCUGCUUCACCGUGCUGUUCUUCCGCUGUGAUUACCAGCGCUUCUCCGAGACCUUCCUGCUCGAUUACUACUUCAUGUCCAUACUGUUCAGCAAGCUGUGGGACCUCCUGUAUAAACUGCGUUUCGUGGUUACCUACAUCGCACCCUGGCAGAUCACUUGGGGCUCCGCUUUCCACGCCUUCGCCCAGCCCUUCGCUGUGCCCCACUCUGCCAUGCUUUUUGUCCAGGCUGUGUUCUCCGCUCUCUUCUCCACUCCUCUCAACCCCCUGCUGGGCAGCGCCGUCUUCAUCACCUCCUACACACGGCCCGUCAAGUUCUGGGAGCGGGACUACAACACUAAGAGAGUGGAUCACUCCAACACACGCCUGGCUACCCAGCUGGACAGGAACCCAGGCGCGGACGACAACAACCUGAACUCUAUUUUUUACGAGCACCUUACACGCUCCCUGCAGCACAGCCUGUGCGGGGACCUGCUGCUGGGGCGUUGGGGGAACUACAGCACGGGGGACUGCUUCAUCCUGGCCUCGGACUACCUCAACGCACUGGUGCACAUCAUUGAGAUCGGGAACGGACUGGUCACGUUCCAGCUCAGGGGCCUGGAGUUCAGAGGUACAUACUGCCAGCAGCGAGAGGUGGAGGCAAUCACAGAGGGAGUGGAGGAGGACGAGGGCUGCUGCUGCUGCGAGCCGGGGCACCUCCCCCACAUGCUCUCCUUCAACGCAGCCUUCGGGCAGCGCUGGCUGGCCUGGGAGGUGGCUGCUACCAAGUAUGUGCUGGAGGGCUACAGCAUCAGCGACAACAACGCAGCCUCCAUGCUGCAGGUGUUCGACCUGCGCAAGAUCCUCAUCACGUACUACGUCAAGAGUAUAAUCUACUACGUGACUCGCUCCCCCAAGCUGGAGGAGUGGCUGGCCAAUGAGACGAUAAGGGAGGCGCUCCGCCCCUGCAACGCCCCCGGCUACGCCGACAGCGACCCGACCUUUAACCUCAACAUCGACGAGGACUACGACCACCGCCUGGCCGGCAUCACGCCCAGCGCCUUCUGCAGCAUCUACCUGGACUGGAUCCAGUACUGCAACAGCCGACGGCAGGCGCCCGUGAACGGAGAGCGAGACUCCCCCAUGGUCACCCUGUGUUUCGGGCUCUGUAUCCUGGGACGGAGAGCUCUGGGGACAGCCUCACACAGCAUGUCAGCCAGUCUGGAGCCCUUCCUGUACGGGCUGCACGCCCUCUUUAAGGGCGAUUUCAGGAUCACGUCCCCCAGAGACGAGUGGGUCUUUGCGGACAUGGAUCUGUUGCACAGAGUGGUGGCUCCCGGAGUCCGGAUGUCUCUCAAACUCCACCAGGACCACUUCACCUCCCCGGACGAGUUCGAGGACCCUGUAGUCCUUUACGAUGCCAUCACCUCCAACGAGGAGAAGAUGCUGAUCUCUCACGAGGGCGACCCCGUGUGGCGCAACGCCAUCCUGACCAACACGCCCUCCCUGCUGGCUCUGAGGCACGUGAUAGAUGACGGCAGCGAUGAGUACAAGAUCAUCAUGCUGAACAAGAGGUUCCUCAGCUUCAGGGUCAUCAAGGUGAAUCGAGAGUGCGUGCGUGGGCUGUGGGCGGGGCAGCAGCAGGAGCUGGUCUUCCUGAGGAACCGGAACCCGGAGCGGGGCAGCAUCCAGAACGCCAAGCAGGCUUUGCGCAACAUGAUCAACUCAUCCUGCGACCAGCCCAUCGGCUACCCCAUCUACGUGUCCCCCCUCACCACCUCCUACGCGGGGAGCCACGCCCAGCUGCGCUCCGUCUGGGGGGGGCCCGUCAGCCUGAAGAACAUCUCCGACUGGUUCAUCAGCAGCUGGGGCAGGUUACAGAAGGGUUGUGGGGCAGGUUGUAACAGCGGAGGGAACAUCGAGGACUCUGACUGCGGAGGGGGCUCCUCUUCAAUUACCAACAACCCCCCCAGCCACUCCACGGGACCCCCCAGCACACACCCCCUGCCCGUCAGCACCGCGCAGCCCCCCCCAGGCAAUGAAUCUAGCUUGCCUCUGAGCCAGGUCUGGGCGAUCCGACCCCAGCCUUUACCGCUGUCCCUGUUCAGCCAGUCGGAAGGCAGACGAGAAGGCGGUAUCGGCCCCUCCCUCCAGGGUCUCCUGGGACCGCGUCUGUCCAGCUCCCAGCUGUCCUUCAGCAGCACGUCCACUCCCCUGCCGGUGGCUGAUCGCUUCUCUGCAGGCAGUGGCGCGGACACCCCGGGGCCGCCCCCUCCUCAUCGAGGACCCCAGCGCCCAGGCCUGGGCUUCACCUCCAGCCACGCGUAUGACGGGCUGUACGGGAAGUGGAGCCUCCCUGGAAGAAAAGGCUUCGCUGGGCUGCCUGCGGGGGACAGGGACAGGGACAGGGAGGGGGACAUCUCGGGGACGCAGUCCAGCAGCAGCGUUGGCACCGGGGUCGAGACACCAGCAAGGUCCACUGGGCCUCGGAACCAGACCGCUUCUCUCCCCAUUUCCUCCGAUCUCAGCCAGGUUCCUGAGCUAGGUGGGGCCCCUCUCGCCGCUGCACAGCCCAGUGAGGCCCUGGGGGACCCCCUGACCCCACGAGAGACCCCCAAAGAGGACCCAGUAGAGCUUGCCUUACUGGAGCACCAGCACUGAACUGCAGGGAUACUGGAAACCACAACUAAACUGGAACAAAAACUAAACCAGCCAACCAGCCUCCGCUUCUCCGACACCUCGACCUGGGGUCUUCAAAACCCUGGGGGGG